Rhizopus microsporus ATCC 52813 is the source of this 409-nucleotide messenger RNA. RefSeq names its product snoRNP pseudouridylase box H/ACA snoRNP complex protein. The record is from RefSeq and is a predicted model, not a curated record. Gene Ontology annotation, biological process: rRNA pseudouridine synthesis; ribosome biogenesis; snRNA pseudouridine synthesis. Lineage: Eukaryota; Fungi; Mucoromycota; Mucoromycetes; Mucorales; Rhizopodaceae. Bases 145 to 339 code for a protein of 64 amino acids. Gene Ontology annotation, cellular component: box H/ACA telomerase RNP complex; box H/ACA snoRNP complex. The transcript has 2 exons. Gene Ontology annotation, molecular function: box H/ACA snoRNA binding; telomerase RNA binding.
CUUCAUUACAAAAAAAGAGAAACAUUAUUUGUCUGUGUGUCUUGGGUUAAUUUCGUUCCGUGGCUUAGAUAAAGUCACAACCUUGAUUGAACCUGCUUUAGGAACUUUUUCUCUUUUUUUUUAUAUCUUUUUAAACAACAUAAAAUGUACUUGAUGUAUUAUUUGAAUGACAAGGGUGAACGUAUCUACACUCUUAAGAAAGUAGAUCCCACCGGCAUGCCCACCAAAUCUGCUCACCCUGCUAGAUUCUCUCCUGACGACAAGUACUCUCGUCACCGUAUUACUAUCAAGAAGAGAUACAACAUUUUGCUUACUCAACUUCCUUCUCGUCCUUAUUAAUCUGUGUACAUAUUUAUUCACAAUAAAAAGUGUCAUUUGCAUUUCUUUUUUUUUUUUUUAAGAGGGGGAG